Eruca vesicaria subsp. sativa (arugula) is the source of this 1851-nucleotide messenger RNA. The record is from the annotation of a GenBank genome assembly. NCBI's taxonomy places the organism in Eukaryota, Viridiplantae, Streptophyta, Magnoliopsida, Brassicales, Brassicaceae.
GAGCAGUCAAUGUUUGACCAAAAAAAAAAAAGAGUAGAGAGAGAGAGAGAACGAGGUUGGCAUGAUUAGCGAAAGAGAGAGAGAGAGAAGCAAAGAUUCCCCCCCUCCUGGUUUGGUUGCGUUGUGGAGAGAGAGAGAGGACGGCAGAUUUUUCCCGAUUUGAAGAAUCGCUGUGUGUUCUGCUCGUCACGGUGGAGGAGAAGAGGAAGACCAGAUGCGAAUUUUGAAUAUCUGAAUCUGUUUAAUUCGUUUUUCUUUUUCAUCUCUCCUCUUUCUCUCUCCACAUGAAAUGAAGCUGUGGUGGUUGUGAAAGAUUUUAUAUUUGUUGGGAGAUUUAGGGUUUGGGGUUGUAAUUUACCGAAGAUGAACGUGAUGCGUCGUCUUAAGAGCAUUGCUUCGGGUCGGACCUCCAUUUCUUCGGAUCCUGGUGUGGACUCUAUUCUUAAGAGAGCCAAGCUGGAUCAAGACAGCGACAACGCAUCUUCUGGUGGUGGUGAUGAUCCGAUGCAGGUUGACCAAAACAGUGUUUCUCAAUCUACAGACAUGGUGGUGUGUGUUGCCGGAACGUCCUCCAAUGCGCCUCCUCCUGCUCUGACAACAGUUGAUGAUCAGCUGAACCAAAUGAGAUUAAGAGAGGAACCAAAUGCCAACCGCCACGAGGACAAAGACAUGGAACCACCUAUUGUAAAUGGCUGUGGCACUGAAACGGGCCAAGUUAUUACUACCACCAUCGGAGGUCGAGACGGAAAGCCUAAGCAGACAAUCUCAUACAUGGCCCAGAGAGUAGUUGGAACUGGCUCAUUCGGAGUUGUCUUCCAGGCCAAGUGUCUGGAAACGGGUGAACAAGUUGCAAUUAAGAAGGUUCUGCAGGAUAAAAGAUACAAGAACAGAGAACUUCAGAUUAUGCGCUUGCAAGACCAUCCCAAUGUUGUGCGUCUGAGGCAUUCUUUCUUUUCUACAACUGACAAGGAUGAGCUCUAUCUUAACCUUGUCCUUGAGUUUGUUCCCGAGACUGUAUACCGAGCAUUAAAGCACUAUACCAAAAUGAAUCAGCAUAUGCCUGUUAUCUUAGUUCAGCUCUACACCUAUCAGAUCUGCCGUGCGCUCAACUACCUACAUCGUGUGGUUGGGGUGUGUCAUCGUGACAUAAAGCCACAAAAUCUACUGGUCAAUUCCCAAACCCAUCAAUUAAAAAUAUGUGAUUUUGGAAGCGCAAAGAUGUUGGUGCCAGGUGAACCUAACAUAUCCUAUAUAUGCUCCCGGUACUACAGGGCCCCUGAACUUAUAUUCGGGGCAACAGAGUAUACCAAUGCCAUUGACAUGUGGUCUGGUGGUUGUGUUAUGGCAGAGCUUUUACUCGGCCAACCACUGUUUCCGGGGGAAAGUGGCAUUGAUCAGCUGGUGGAGAUUAUCAAGAUUCUUGGUACGCCGACGAGAGAGGAAAUACGGUGUAUGAAUCCCAAUUACACAGAGUUCAAGUUUCCUCAAAUAAAAGCUCACCCGUGGCACAAGGUUUGUAGGCUAAUCGUAGGUGAAUGUAUGUACAUGGUGAAAAUGAUAUCUAAUGUAGCACAAAAAAUUGUGCAGAUUUUCCACAAGCGAAUGCCACCUGAAGCAGUAGACCUCGUCUCAAGACUCCUCCAGUAUUCACCAAACCUUCGUUGCACUGCAUUGGAAGCUUGUGCACACCCUUUCUUCGAUGACUUGCGGGACCCGAAUGUAUCACUGCCAAAUGGAAGAGUACUGCCUCCAUUGUUUAACUUCACUCCCCAAGAACUAGCGGGAGCAUCAACAGAGCUGCGACAGCGUCUAAUUCCAGCGCAUUGUCAGGGAACGGGAAGUAGCUCUUAG